AUGCUGCUAAAGGCUCGUACGAACGGACUGGUUGUUUUCCUCCUAACUGCUUUCGUUCCAGGUUUCCACCUACAGAGGAACGGUAUCUCCAUUCUGCCCCGGUUGGACCCUGAGACUCGGUUUUACCGGCCUGUUCUUCAACACAAUGAGACCCUUCCCACACCUGGAAGCUACAUGCUGCGAGACUUUGAUGGAAGGCCGUGCAUCAAAGUCACGAUGGGAGCAGAGUAUGUGGUUAUGGAAAACAAGAUAAACUGGUAUUUCAACCUUGAUCCAUCCAGAGUUACACUGAGUGGUAAGUGCGGCAAAGAAGAAGCCCUUCUUUAUCUCAUGCUGCCGGAUAAUUCGGGAAGUCUGGAGUUUACCUUCAGAAAGGAUGAAGAUAAUUUCUAUGUCACCAAACUAGCGGCUCAAUUGUCCCCCCUUCCUGUUUGCAAAGGAUGCCCCAAUAAAACAUAUUCUGGGUUUCUAUCUCAAAAGAGGCUUUUCAAAGCAGAAGUUGAUCGGAGCUUCAAGUGCACAUCGGAGUUGCUCCUUUCUGUCUCUUCCGAGCUGCAGAUCAAGUUGGUUCCUCUGCAGAUGCAGGCCUUUGGUGUCCCUAAUGGACAGUUUGGAAAGGAGGAUGAAUGUUGGGCUGAUUUCAACCGGAGAGCAAUACCCAUCAUCAUUGGGUCCAUAGUACUGGGAUUCAUUUUGAGUGCUGUGCUAAGCUUCCUGAUCAUCAGAGAUCGCCACCCACCAACAUAUGAAAGACUCUGAUCACACUCUCAGAAAGAAACAUUGUGUUAAAAAAACAAACAAUUAAACCAAAUAAAUAGAGGGCUUUGCAAAACCAUUUAUAUCCCUCUGAAA
Cyprinodon variegatus (sheepshead minnow) is the source of this 852-nucleotide messenger RNA. RefSeq names its product lysosomal-associated membrane protein 3 (gene lamp3). The transcript has 7 exons. The record is from RefSeq and is a predicted model, not a curated record. NCBI's taxonomy places the organism in Eukaryota, Metazoa, Chordata, Actinopteri, Cyprinodontiformes, Cyprinodontidae. Bases 1 to 759 code for a protein of 252 amino acids. Gene Ontology annotation, cellular component: membrane.